AUGGCAGAAAAUAGUCCAUCAUCCAUCAAUAGCCCCAACCCGCAACCUCGCCCUGUCAAACACAGGGAAUGUGUCUAUAUUGACACACCCAGCAGGGACUUUAUAACAUUUGACUCCAUGGUGACCAAGGACUGUAUAACAGUUGACUCCACGAUAACCAGGGACUUUAUAACAGAUGACUCCACGAUAACCAGGGACUUUAUAACAGAUGACUCCACGAUAACCAGGGACUAUAUAACAGCUGACCUCAUCCUGACCUGGGACUUUAUAACAGUUGACUUCAUCUUGACCGGGGAGUUUAUAACAGCAGACUUCAUCUUGACCGGGAACUUCAUAACAGUUGACUCCACGAUAACCAGUGACUUUAUAACAGUUGACUACAUGGUGACCAGGGACUUUAUAACAGUUGACUUCAUCUUGACCGGGGACUUCAUAACAGUUGACUCCAUAGUGACCAGGGACUUUAUAACGGUUGACUUCAUCUUGACCGGGGACUUUAUAACAGUUGACCCCACGAUAACCAGGGACUUAUAA
This is a messenger RNA of Haliotis rubra (blacklip abalone), 534 nucleotides long. RefSeq names its product protein PBMUCL2-like. Lineage: Eukaryota; Metazoa; Mollusca; Gastropoda; Lepetellida; Haliotidae. Bases 1 to 534 code for a protein of 177 amino acids. The record is from RefSeq and is a predicted model, not a curated record. The transcript has a single exon.